UUUGACAUUUGUUUGGCUUUUGUGUUACCGAUUGGAAAAUAUCAUGUAAUUAAUUGAUAUUACUGCUUUGAAACUUCAGUUUCGCGAACAGACAUUGUUUUUUGUUUGCCGGAUGCGUAAUUUCCAACAUAGAAACCCAAAAGUUUUUCGUCGAUCUCUGGAAAAAUCGAUAUUGCUAUAGUGCCGCUCUUUUUGUUUCGCGUUGCGAAUAAUGUGAUAAUUUCUGUAAUAAACUCAUGAAAGUUUUGAAACAUGACAUUUAGUAAAACUUUUUGUGGUUGUGGUGUACUAUACGGGUAAAUCAGCUUUGAUUUCCCGUAGAAAGUUAUGCUACAAAAAGGCGCGAAGCAGUUGCGACUAUUACAUUUGCGAAAAAAUAAAAAUGCAGGAGUAAAUUUAAAAAUAAUGUACACAAGUACGAAUUAAAUGCUUAAGAUCAUUUAGUGCUCUCUAAAAUUUUUUAAAUAUAUCCGGUACUGCUUAAAUUGAAAAGUAUUCUUUUCUGCCAAGAAUUUACAUGUUAAGUUUACCUUCAUACCUGCAAUGCGGUUAAGAAGUAGAAAAAGAGAGCGCCCGCUCUCAACGAAAGCAACAUCAAGAUCAGCCCAAUUAACGAAGUGCAUUGUCAAAAGUCUUCCAAAACCAACCAACACUUGGAGGAAGGUAUUGAAACACGAUACAGUUAAAAAUGCCCUAUCUGACUACCACUGUGUUACAAGGUCACAGAGAUUGAAAACUAGACCAGUGAGAACACCUCGCAGCAUGGAAAAGCCAGUGGAAAUACAUAAACCUCGCCCGAAAAUCAAAGAUGUUCCGAAAAAUACUAAACCGAUCUUUCAAACAGUGGUUAGGCCUAACAAAGACACAAUGACUCCGUCUACUAUCAUAAAAAAAUCACACAAUGAUAAAGUUUCUACAACAAAGAAGGAGGUUACCACUACCAGAAGUGUUCAGCUACGUCACAGUUCUCUGAACCGUGAAUUGAGAAAAAAUGAAAUAUCAUCUGCAAUCUCUUCUCCUAGGAAAACAAAACGCAUUGAUAACAAGUCAGUAUCAUUAAACAAUUCUCCGAUACGCAAAGUCCGUCAAAUAGGCUUAUCAAGUCCAAAGGCCAUCAGCUCAAACAACGAGAGCCCUAAAAAGAAGACUAAGAAAGCACAAACCGAAUCUCCCAGUUGGUCAGAUGAGAAUGACAUUACAAUGUACGAACCUCACACAACAACCUUUGUUGAUUUCCCAACUUCAAAGUCUGAAGAAUCUGACUCUGAAAAUGUAGAAUCAUCUGAGCUAUGUCUUCCAAAUGACUGUUUGAAUGAUUUCAUCGCAAUUGCUGACUGUGAGACGCUCAUCAAUCUGCCGGCUAGCACCGAUGAUGAUAUUAAUUAUCUGGCUGAUAAAGCAGCUAGGGUAAUGACAACUGAAAAGGAAGAGAAGAAUAAUAUAUCAAGGUCAAAUUCAACAGAAAAGAGGCUGUUGAAACGCCGAAAGUCUAGCAAUGACUUGGAGAUGUAUCAGCCAACAUCGACAACUGACGACCUGGACCCCUGCACUGAGUUCCUUGCUAAUGGAGACAAAUAUGUCCAGGAGGAUCUCUCUGCCCUGGACGAGCGUGAUGGGUACGUCCGUUCUUCGGAAUGCGAGAUAUCGUCGACGUGCUCCCAGGGCGGCGCCAUGGAGCGACUGCGCGCCCUCUCCGCACGGAGCCCCACCACCGCCUUCCUCGCUGGCAUUACACACAGCCUCAACGAUGACACGCAUGCCUGGAAUGGAACCGAUUUAACAGCAGAUGAGUCUUCAUUGACUUGUCACGAUGAGCAAACGCCCACUGACAUUGAGGAGGAAGCAGCCGAUGUGAUAUCAUCUUGCAGCAGUCGGGUUGAUUGUGAACAGAUCUCUUCAUGGGUAGAUGCCUUUGAUCCCUAUUUGUUCAUUAAACAGCUGCCACCAUUGGAGACAGUGGCCACGGGGGCAUUACGAGCGCGUUAUCCAGCAUUACCACUGAAGACCAGAACCAGUCCUGACUUUAGCUUGGUUUUGGAUUUGGAUGAGACAUUAGUUCACUGUUCCCUUCAAGAGUUGCCGGAUGCCAGCUUCCAUUUUCCAGUGCUGUUUCAAGAUUGUCGUUAUACUGUGUUCGUUCGCACGCGGCCUCACUUCGCGGAGUUCCUGUCGCGCGUGUCUCGUCUCUACGAGGUCAUACUGUUCACGGCCAGCAAGCGGGUGUACGCGGACCGCCUGCUCAACCUGCUCGACCCCUCCCGCCGCUGGAUCAAGUACAGGUUGUUCCGGGAACACUGUCUCCUCGUGAACGGCAACUACGUGAAGGACCUGUCGAUCCUGGGCCGCGACCUCCGUAAGACUGUCAUCGUCGACAACAGCCCGCAGGCGUUCGGGUAUCAGCUGGAGAACGGCAUCCCGAUAGACAGCUGGUUCGUAGAUCGGAGUGACAACGAACUGCUGAAGCUCUUACCAUUUCUUGAGCAUCUGGCCACGAAAGACGACGUCCGCCCCUACAUCAGAGAUAAAUACAAGCUCUUCAGUUACCUGCCGCCGGAUUAACUCGAAAGAUUGAUGUUACAAUAACAAAAUAACUCGGCAUUGUGUAAUAUACAAUUUAAAAACAGUGAAAAAAUACAUAAAAAAAAAAAAUUCGGGCUUAUAAUCAGACGAGACGAGUGGAGGUAACAUACGAUCGUCGACAGUGACAUUGUAUAUUGUAACUAACACUCGGUCAGACAAGAUUCUCUGUCUCUCUCUAACUCGUAAGUUUUUGAGUACCUUAAGUUUACUUAUAAGUAAGUGAUAUAAAAUUUUGUAGAUUAUUUCUUAUAGAGGACUUGAAGAGCCCAAUUUAGCGCUGUCACAGCAAAAAGUGUAUAUUACACAAUGUAACGUCUUAAAUAAAGUAUUGUUUGUUAAAAAUUGAGAUAAAAUUAUUGCCGGGCAAAAAAUGUGUGAACAUCUUAAUAUCCGUGAAAUAAGAUUGGAUCCUAUGUAUGCUUAAACAAUUAUUAUUGUUCAUUAACAAAUUUUAUCAUGAAAAUUGUUUUAUAAGAGAAAUAUCUGUACUAAUAUGUAUUAUAUUUGUAAGGUUGUUUGUUAAUCAAUGGAAACAGAAAUGGCCGAUCAUGGAUUUGGAUGACAUUUAUAUAACAAAGUUAGUUUAUAAGUUGGCAGGGUUAUCCGGAGACAUUCGGGGAAUGUUAAAGCAAACUCACCUUCACACACCAACCGGCUCAUGAUGAUGAGGGGUUGUGAGCCCGCACGGGUAGACACCACCGCCCUGCCUCUUUCUGCCGCGAUGCAGUAAUGAGUUUUGGUUUUAAAACUGAGAGAGCUCAUUUUAAGGCGGUCAAAGUAUAUGACGUCACCUGGGCAACGCCUGGUAUAUCCGCCACAACGCGCCAUUGUUUGUCGUCAAGGCUAAUUAUAAAAACAUUAUAAAUGACUAGCUGUACCCGUCCGCUUCGCCUGGGCAUUUAAAAUUAACAUUAUUAUUUCUCACUCCCACAAAG
Molecule: messenger RNA, 3515 nt
Organism: Bombyx mandarina (wild silkworm)
Lineage: Eukaryota; Metazoa; Arthropoda; Insecta; Lepidoptera; Bombycidae
Molecular function (GO): phosphatase activity
Source: RefSeq, a predicted model, not a curated record